Molecule: messenger RNA, 4634 nt
Organism: Ornithodoros turicata
Lineage: Eukaryota; Metazoa; Arthropoda; Arachnida; Ixodida; Argasidae
Product: ubiquitin conjugation factor E4 B-like
Exons: 5
Coding region: 271-744 (157 amino acids)
Biological process (GO): protein polyubiquitination
Cellular component (GO): nucleus; ubiquitin ligase complex; cytoplasm
Molecular function (GO): ubiquitin-ubiquitin ligase activity
Source: RefSeq, a predicted model, not a curated record
GCGGGAUUACUAUCCAUCUCCCUUGCCAAAGAAGAAGAGGUCCUGCACUCUUGGAGAACAACAUUCGAUUAGGACUGCGGUGUUGCCCCUACCCCGUACCCAUCCCAACAAUGUCAAAGCGCCCGCUCAGUGUCAGCACAUCGCCUGUUGAAUCGCCUGAAGCUGUUCGCCGAGCACCCAGAGUGGUUUGUCAAAGACAUCGCAGACCUGCUGCUCUUUGCUAUCCAGUACGGAAAAAGAAAAGUGGAUAGCCUCAUUCGUACCAGUAGUAUGGUCACAAAGUCCAUGGCCAAUCCUUACCUGACAGCCAAGCUGGUGGAAGCGCUGUUUGUUUCCAGCCCACGGGCAUCACCUACGCGCGAGUCCUGGCAGCACUUGGCCCCAGCCUUCAUGCGCUUCUACACGGACGUCAUUCUCAUCAAAAGCCUGUGGGAGAGCCCUUGCCACAAGGAGGGGCUUCUGCGUGAGGCGUCUGACGGACGUCAGUUUGUCAGCUUUGUUAACAUGCUGAUGAAAGACAUGAUGCUCCUGCUCGACGAGUCCCUGGAGUCUCUGAAGCGUAUUCAUCAGACGCAGGAAGUGGUUGACGGGUCAUCCUGCAGUGCUCAACAGACAAGGCAGAGGCAGCUCCAACAGGAUGAACGACAGUGCCGGUCUUACCUCACCCUGGCUAGGGAAACAGUGGACAUGUUACACUACCUCACCACUGAUAUCGAGGAGCCUUUUUUACACCCGGUCAGUUGAAUACUAAACUGCUAAGGUUAUGUUUGCACAAUUGCCUGUUCCCUGACGUAAGAGUACUGAGGGACAAGGGUAAAGAGGAAUAGAAUUUCUCAAAGUCCUUUAGGUAAUUCUUGAGAAACACCUGGAAAUACAGGGUUCAUCAAGGUGAACCUUGCCGUCUGACAGAAGGAGCUGGAACACAGGUGUAGUCAAUUAGAAAUGCGAGGCAGUGGCGCUUUUUCAAUUUUCCACGAUUUAUUAGCAGAUAAACUGACCAAGUGACAGUAUUGACAUAAAAGUUUGGGACAUAAUAUGUCCUCUAGCAUCUACUUUAUCUUCCCGACACCCUUUCUAUUGCGUUUAUCUCCGUCACAAAUCCCGAAGUUCAUCUUGUCAAGUUGUGCUUGUCGGAGUCUCUGUUUGGUGAUUUUCGCGCCUCAAGCUUUAUUGUUACCCAUCGGCCGGUCCCCGAUAGUUGCGGUAUGACUUCCCGUUCGCACCCCUCAAGUGAAACCUUGCAAACGCUGGGGAGGGCCGCGAAAGGAGAAUUCUGUGAACGAACAAAAUAGGGCCGUAAAACGUCCGUGCUGCAUUUUGGGCUCUCACGGUAGGAAGGGCUCAAACGUAAGUAAGAAAAAGAAUUACACAAGAGGUGCAAAGAAGGAAAGAGAGAAGACAUGAGCAGAAAUGAUUCCACACUGGUGGCCUUUGAGCGUCCAUGCACUGCAGUCGUAAUAGGGGAGAGGGGCUCAGGUCCACAAAAGCUUGUAUCUUUGGUAGUGCAUUUGGGAGGGGAAAAAUUUACAUAGAACCCCUGCUACGUUACCGCACCACAGUCUUAAAGGGGCACUAAGAUGCAAAAACAACUUGCUUUCAAAUGGAAAUCGAUGUUUCAGUUAGUAUAAUGUAAGCAAGAUUAGUUGACACAGCUCUAUCGUUUAGAAGAAAAACACAAUGAAAACAGAGCUGUCUUUGGUGGCAACGAAUGGGAUCCCCUGGAGGUAAAGACUGGCGGCAUCCAAUGAGACAGCAGGAGAAACAUGCGCAUACCUAUUGUGGCCGUGUAGAUUUGCAACGGGCCUUAUCAUAGUGUUCCGUAUAUGCACGGCAUGAUGAGAAGUACUGUAUUUUUGAAUACCGAUUCACUGAAUUGUAGCAUACAACAGUUCUCAUGAAUGUUCCACCGACAACAUUUAUCUUCAUAUCCUUCGGACAGCAACGCAAGUCCGCAUGGCAAGGCGCACUAUGUUUUUCACAGAGACUGCUUCAUGGCGUGGCACGUGCGUGCAUUGGCUAAGAACAGAGAUGCACAAGCUAAAACGACAUUCACUACUUACCACCGACCAGCUCCCAUGGCAUAGUGGUUAAGAUGCUCGCUUUCCACGCCGAGACUGGGAGGUGAGACGGGUUCGAAUCCUACCAGCGGCUGUGCUGUCUGAGGUUUUCCCAAGACUUUCCAGAGGAAUGUCGGCACAGCUCCCCCUGAAGUCUGCCCAGGACGCACACUAAACCCCCUUGUCCCCCACUCCUUCCUCCUGUUCUCUCUCCAUCUGUCCACCUCUGUAUGCCGCUCAUAGCCGCUGUUUCUUCGCGGCGCAAACACGAAAUUAAUAAUAAUAAUAACUACUUAGCACCGAAGCGAGAAAGAGUCCAGAAUAAUUUCGACUGUAGCUCCGUAACGGAAUCAAAGUUUUGAAUUAUGAUAACAAAUACGAAAUUAACGUAACGUGUAACGUAAUUUGAAGUGAACUUGUUUUUGCAUUUUAGUGGCCCCUUAAAAUAUGUGAGAAGAGGGCUGCUUUGGUCAAAGGAAAAAUGCAGAAUAAAAAUGCUUGGAACCCCUCAAUUCGGCGAUCUUUCGCGCCAGAUAUAACACGUGACACAUCUCCCUUGUCUGAUGUGUGUGGUUGUCGAGGAGGCAUUGGAAAAACAGCUCCUCCUUCCUUCUUCGUCAGUGUUGUUAAUUGUCAUUGGUAUCGUACUGUCUCUGUCACCUAUAUGUCCGGGCCUCAGAAAAGAAUAAGCGCUUUCUUUGUGACGGUGUCAAAGCAUGAGUGUCCGUCUGCAAAUGUUGAAGGUAAAUAUUGCUCUAUUACGCCUUGUUCUUGGCCCACUCGCACAAAACUCUGUCAUUCAUAAAUAGCACCCAGCCACGGCGCGCAUAAUUCAAUUUGUUGACACUUAAUAGCGCUAGUCAAUUUUGCGGAAUUUGUUUUCUUGCAUGCUUGAUGCAGGCACCUCGAUGAAUGCCCCUUCCACACUCUGAUGAACAGUAAGCAUUAAAGUAAAUGCAGUGCUGAUUCAAAGCCAUUAGUGCCUUGCACAGUAUGCAAUGGUUAAAGGAGUACAGAGGGCCAUCCAAAAAAAUUUCAGAUUGAGACAUCUGAUGAAAGUGUGUGUGUCAUUAUACUGAAUAGCGCGAAAGGUUUUGAUGUGUGCAAUUUGUUUCCCAGAAAAAAACUCGCAUAAACGUAGCUCCGCGCCUUCACCCUUAACUCGCCACUCCAGCUAUAACGAGGAUGAGGAGGUACGAUGGCACGUCAGCGAUGACGGCAUAAGGAGACUCGUUCUGGUUUGCCGGUCGGUGGGGGUCAGCGCAUUGUCCCUUUGCCGCCGUAAACCUGUUUUGCAAGUUUUCCCGGAGAAUUGGGGAUAGAAGGAGCGGCCGAAGCAUUACUGAGGCAAGGAGAAAGGCUUUAUCAGAACCCCGAACAGCCGAGUAGCAGACGACAGCGGAGUAGCAGACAACAUUUCUCUAGGUCAAUCAGCAAACGUUCUCCUUAUAGCGUCAGCGCGAGGUUCCAGGCAGAUCGCACACUCUUAGAAAUAGGUCUUCUAUCGUGCCGUCAAGAGCUGCCGUGUCUUCUAGAUUCACGCUCAAGGCCGAAGUUUUAGACGGCAGAUGCCCACGUGACCCGGGAGAAAAGAAAAUACCAUAAAAAAUUGUCUUGCUUUUUUUGGCGCGUACGCCGUGUAGAAGACACGCUUAUCACGUGACCAGGAAUCGGACGUCGUGAAGCAUAUUUCGUGUUGUCUAAAUUUUUGCCGUGGUUUCUAUGGGCUCGGAGUGAUCACCUGACCGGCUUCGAGGACCGGAAUCACGUGAACUAUGCGACGGGGGCCAGACAUGCUGGUGGCGCGGCACUGGUCACACCUCUUCUUCGGUGCCUUGCCGCCAGCGUUUCCUUGCUUUGCUGAUUCUGGGAUUCUAUUACAGGUAAAACACCUCCGUUUAAUAAAUUUUAUUGCGAUAACUAUGCUAGCAGCACUACUAUUGUAGUGGCUACCUGUUAUUUCCCCACGCUUCUAACGAGCAUUUGGAAGGUGCAGGUGCGAAUGGAAGUGUCAUGGCGGUCGUGACAGAAUGUCAACGAAAGUUAUCUGGUGAUGCUUGAGAAGUUGAGUUGUAAAGGUAUUCGAGAGACGCUAAUGUGUUAUCAGCUGUAUCCGGUUUGUAGCUCUGUUAGAAUUGCCUCUAAACGUGUACUUCACGAGCGCUAACGCUUGUGUAUGGCGCAGGAUGUUUUUGUCAUUCGGGGGCUCGUUCCGGCCGUGGUUUGAGUAACCAUUCUCUGUCUCAACUGGCCGCAGUGGGUAUGGACGUCACCAACGAAGACUUCACUGGUGUUCAACGUGCCGCCUGGAGGGAAUGUGCGUGCGGUUCAUGCCGAAGACUGACAGAUAUUAGCCGGAACACGGCACAAGUGUUACCCGGAACAUGCGUCCAAUGCUAACAAUCACCUGUCGACCAUGACCGCAUUCAGUAAGUUACGCCUGGAAGCAGAAUUCCGAUUCGAGGCCAGGAUGGGAAGCAUGGAGGAAACGCUGCACAACGGGUGACAACUGCCAUAUCAACCGCCCCCACAAAGAGAUGUAGAGUCACUGCCACAAUUUCACAACUUUGCCGAAAU